AUGAGCCAUCACAACCUUCUCACGUCCGACAUUCCGGAGAUGGAUGACGCCGCUUCCAUGGACACUCCACUCAGCAACCCUGCCGGGCCUACCCGCGCCUCCACCACCACCAGCGGCAGAGGCAGAGGACGUGGCCGCUGGGCUCGCGUCAAGAAUGCCAGAGUCACCAAGACCGCUCAGCCGCGCGCUUCAGCCGGUCGUGGCCGCCGCCAGAAAGUCUACGACUCGCUCAAGAUCCAGGCCGCCCACGAGCGUGCCCAAGAACUCAAGCAGGCCUUCGCAGCCGUCGGGAAGCUGGUUAAGCCGGCAGUCCAGGAGAUUGCCGACCGUUCCAUCAACGAGCUGCUCGAGGACCCCGCUGCCUUCGAAAUGGUGCCCGAAUAUGCCACCACCAAGACUUUUCUCCGCAAGCGCCGCGACGACACCAUCAAGCUGGAAGAUGUCCGCCUCAAGCACCGCCUGGCUAUGAUAGAGCACGUCUACAAGGCCGAAUGCCAAAAAGCUCACGAGGCCUACACCACCAAACUCGCCGAGCUGUGCGAGGACAGAUACGGCCAGCUCCUACAACAACUCGACAUUCUCGAGUACCUCUUCAACAACAGGCUGCCUGUUGAUGUGAGUCCUAUCACCGAAGAGGACGCCAAGUGGCAGGGCGUCUUCUACCAGACCCGGGACGGCAUCGAGGUCCCCCACUCCGGCGAGACCAUCUCCCAGCUGAUGGUCAAGCCGCAGACCCUUCCGCUGGAGGCGCUGAAGCGGAAGGCGGACGGCCAGCCGGACGGCCAGCCGGCGCCCAAGGCGGCCGCCGUCGCCAAGGACGACGACGCGGUGGCCCCGAUGCCCCGCCACACGGCCGGCCUCCUCGGUGCCGUCGAGGCCAUCGAGGAGAGCGCGGCGACGACGCCAGACUCGGGCUCCAUUGCCCCGACGCCGACCCCCGCCGCCGAACCCGCCGAGGAAGCCGCCGCCGACCGGGCCCGCCAGCACGCCGCCACGGGGUCCGAAACCCCCGCGGACGGUCCCGACCUCCCAAUUCCCCGUGGCGCGACGGCGCCAGACGAAUACGGCGUUCGUCUCAUCUCGAGGAGGGCGACGCGCAUGGACCUGCCCAACAACAGGGUCAUGCUGCCCAACCUCUUCGAGUGGGACGACCUCGACAUCGGCUUCCGGGACUCGACCAACUGCGCCCAGAAGGGCGCCACCAAGCAGCGCCGCGGCAAGUACCUGGGCCGGCCCGGCUCAAACUUCAUGUUUGUGGACCGCCGGGCCGGCAUCUGGGACUCGACCCUGGCCGAGGGCGAGCUGGACGAGGAGCUGGUGAAGAAACACAAUCUUCACCCGGCGUACGGCCUCGCCCUCCCCAACUCGGUCAACGAGUGGGAGCCGCCGAAGCCCGUCGUGAGCGGUUGGAAGCCCGUCGUCUUCGUCGCCCCCAACGGGGACACCUUCCACUCGUCGCGGACCAUCGAGUCCGCCCGGAUCGACGCCGAGACGGACGCCGUCGAGACCCGGAUGAAGGUCGCGCACCUGGUGCGCACCUUCUGCGAGCAGGAGGGCAUCCCGGAGGAGGAGGUCGCGCCAGACCGGGAGCUCGUGCAGAGGAAGCGGGCAGAGGUGUUGGCCGCCCGGGGCAUCGACCCCGCCCAGCUCAGCGAGCCUGAGCCCUCCCCGCCGGCCGCGCCGUCUCCUGCGGCGGCCGAGCCGCCCGCCGCUGGAGACGCCGCCGGUCUGGCCCAAUUCGCCGACGCCGUCCUCAGCGCCGCCGCUGUCGUCGAUGCCGAGGAGGAGGCCGCCCGCAUGGCCGCGCCAAAGCGCGCCCAGGCGUCCCGCCCCUACGACGCCAUCCGGGACGUCUUCACCGACAGUCCCCCCACCCGCCACCCUUCUCCGCCCGCUCCGGCUGCCGUCGACACGAGCAGCCUCUCCUGUCUCGCAGACGCCGCCCUGCAGCCGGAGCCUCCCAUCGUCGCGCGGCCCGAGCCUCCGCGGACCAACGAUUUUCUGCGGACGGCGCUGAACACCGAGCCGCCCGCCUUCCAGCCCGCCAUGCCGGCACCUCCCCCUGGCCCGCCCCUCCCGCCGCCUCCGCCGCCUCCGCCGCCCGCGCCCGCGCCCGCGCCCGCGCCCGCGCCCACCGCAGCCCCCGGCCCCAUCCUCGCCCAAGCGCCGCAGCCGGCCUCGGGCCGAACUCCAUUUUCCAACCCGGGGACCGCCAAGGCCCUUCCGGCGCUGCGCCCCAUGCGGAGCCUGCUCAACGAGCCUCCGUCGCUCACCGAGCCGCAGGGCAGCACGGCUCUGCUCCACGGCACCAUGGUGACCUCGAACAGCGGUGCAUACUUCCCACCAGCGGCGAGCCGGCCUUACCAUAACAGCUACUCGCUCCAGGAGUCGUCGGCCCGCCCUAUGCAGCCGGUCAUGCCGCAGCAGCUGCUCGGCAACCCGCUCCAAGCGCCGCCCCUCGCAGCCGCGCCCAUGGGAUCGGCCCCUCCUCGGCGAAUGAGCCCAUACCCGGUCUCCCCCCCUCCUUACCACCCGCACGCUGUCCCUGCACCGGUGCCGCCAAUGGGGACCCAGCCCCCCCUCCACCUCCAAGGAGCGCCGCAGCCUCUCGCACCAGCAGCGAUCCCGAGCGCUCGCCCCCUUCCCGGCAGCUCCUCCGCGACGUCCGCCGCCCUGCCCCCAGCUUCGUCGAAAUACCGCAAGCUCGAACCAGCGCCGACUCCUCCCCAUCGGCUCUCGUAUUCCGGCAAUGGACAGGAGUUGCGGACAGUCCAGUUCGACUACCGCGAAGCGAUUAAGGAUUACACGCCAGUCGAAGCUCCGCCGCGGAGUGGUCCCACUCAGAUUAGGGGUUGGACCCACAACAACAUCAAGAAGGCGGCUCCCCGGCCGACCUCCUCUUCGUCCAAGGGCGACGCUGGUGGAAGCGCGGUGCCCGGCGCUGGUGCCAGCUCAGAUGAGCCGAAGCGCGCUCGGGAAGAUGACGACGACGACGAUAGAGCGCGGGAGAAGAAGGUAAAGGUGGCUGGUCCCACCCUCUCUUUGGCUCCUGGCCGUCCCCUGGCUUCGAAGCCAGCGUCGCAGCCCGGUCUUAUACCCCUCGCACCUGCGGCACACCGAGAGGCCAGCAGCACAACAAUGACCAUGCCUCCUCAACAAGCCCCCACCGAGCCAGCGACCGCCAACGAAGCUCCCGCCGCUGCCGCCCCGAACUCGCCGUCCGCCCAGCCGAACGUUCUCCAGCCCAAGAAGAGGUCGAGGACCCGGGCUCUGGCCUCUGCUCCGGUGCCGAACAGGAGCCCUUACAACUUGCGCCGCCGUCGCGGAGCAUAG
Molecule: messenger RNA, 3333 nt
Organism: Thermothielavioides terrestris NRRL 8126
Lineage: Eukaryota; Fungi; Ascomycota; Sordariomycetes; Sordariales; Chaetomiaceae
Exons: 5
Coding region: 1-3333 (1110 amino acids)
Source: RefSeq, a predicted model, not a curated record